This is a messenger RNA of Aspergillus pseudonomiae, 1025 nucleotides long. Its product is annotated as nitroreductase family protein. Bases 78 to 698 code for a protein of 206 amino acids. Lineage: Eukaryota; Fungi; Ascomycota; Eurotiomycetes; Eurotiales; Aspergillaceae. The record is from RefSeq and is a predicted model, not a curated record. The transcript has 2 exons. Gene Ontology annotation, biological process: cellular response to oxidative stress.
UAGCGAGCUCCACCAUUCCCUUUCUUCGCAAUCCACUACACCAGACCAAUCCCCAACCACGCGUAACAUACACCACAAUGUCCAAAGGCAGCACCGCCCUCCUGGCCGCCCUGGCCAACCGCCGAUCCUACUACGCGCUGCGCCGCGAAUCGCCCAUCGCGGAUAGCAAAAUCCAGUCCAUCCUCGGCUCGGUCAUGCACAAAACGCCGUCCGCAUUCAACUCGCAAACCACGCGCACCAUCCUCCUCCUCAACCAAGAGCACGAGAAACUCUGGAACAUCACCAAGGACGUGUUGUUGGGGCUCAUCGGGCCCGAGGCAUUCAAGAAAACCGGGCCAAAGCUGGACGGCUUCAAGGCCGCGUACGGCACCGUCCUGUUCUAUGAAGAUCAGCCUGUGGUGGAGGACCUGAAGGCGAAGUUCCCUCUCUAUGCGGAUAACUUCGAGCCCUGGUCCGAGCAUACCAGUGGGAUGCAUCAGUUGAUGGCGUGGGUUGCGUUGGAGGAGGAGGGGUUCGGUGCCAAUCUGCAGCAUUAUAAUCCUAUCAUUGACGAGAAGGUCGCGGCCAACUGGAAUGUGCCGGCGAGUUGGAAGAUGAGGGCCCAGCUUGUGUUUGGUGUUCCGGAUGAAGGCAGGCCGGCGGAGAAAGAGAAGAUGCCGCUGGGCGAGUUGAUGAAGGUUUAUGGGGCUAAGAUUUGAGCAAUCUGUUUUAGAUGUUAUAGACAUGUAGCACAGCGAUUAGAGAUUGCGCAUUCGAUAGAGAGUCAUAUAACGAUUAUCAGAUCUUUCUAUCUCCAACCCAGACCCGUCUGCGAUCACCAGCGCCACCAAGUGCACCGAGAGCCCCCAAGGCUCCCGACUUUUUCACGACACCAAAAUCCAUUCCUGCAUACGCUGAGGGUGGCAUCCAGGCCGCUAGUUCUGUCUAAGGGUUAAACACAUAAACCAUGAGGGCGUUAUAAGACCAUGGAGUCAACGUUCACUCACCAUCCGCUUUAGCCUCGCUACUCUCCGCAGUAUCAUACC